GAGUAGCGGAGCGCGGCGGGAACGGACCCGGGCCCCGCUGCGCAUGCGCGCGCCGUGACCCCGGCCUGAGGUGAAGGCCCCCGCCCAGGGGCCCGGGGCUGGGAGGCGGAGGCUCCGCGCCCGCUCGCCGCAGAGGAAGGUCGCCGCGAGCCGGCGCCGGACCAAGCCCUGGAACCUGGGUUCUGUGCGAGGGAACAGAAGCCAGCUACCACUGCGGCCUGAGUGGCUGGAGGCCAGGCAGCCAGUGUCGGGAUGCCCCUGCCUGAGCCCAGUGAGCAGGAAGGCAAGAGCAUGCCUGCUGGCCAGGAACCCAAGCCCAAGCCCCCCCAGCCAGGCACAGAUGUGGUCCCUGCGGCCCCCAAGAAGCCCAGGAAGUUCUCCAAGCUGGUCCUACUCACUGCCUCCAAGGACAGUGCCAAGGUGGCGGGGGCCAAGCGCAAGGGUGUGCACUGCAUCAUGUCACUAGGGGUGCCCGGCCCUGCCACCCUGGCCAAGGCCCUGCUCAAGAUCCACCCCCAGCGAGCAAUCGAGGCAGCACCCGUGGAGCCUGAGCACAAGCGCAGCAAGCUGGGCACAGACAGGGAAGAAGAUGCAAGACAAGCGGCUGCUCCAGCCCCCAGCCCCGCGGAGGGUGGGGAGGUGUCCGCGCCCGUGGCCCAGCUGCUCAGCAUCGAGCGGAGUGACAACAGCCUCCCUUGUCAGUGAGGUCCUGCUGGGUCUGGCCGCUGGCCACUUUUCACUCUCAACGUUAUGUAGCUUUCUUCAGAUGAAGCAGAAGUCACUUUUGUAAGAAGGAACAAAUUGGGGCCGGGUGGUGGCGCACCUAGUUGAGUGCACAUGCUACAGUGCACAAGAACCCAGGUUCGAGCACCAGGUCUCCAGCUGCAGGGGGAAAGCUUUGCGAAUGGUGAAGCAGGGCUGCAGGUGUCUCUCUGUCUCCCUCCUCCUCUCAAUAUCUGGCUGUCUCUAUCCAAUAAAUAAAAAAACCAAAAAAAUAAAAAGGAACAAAUUUCCAAAAAAGAAUAAAAGAAGCUGUAGGCUGGACCCCCCUCGACUGCACUGUUCCGUGUGACUCUGGGUGCCAUGCAGACGCACCCCCACCCCCCCAGCCAUGGCCCAGCUCUGGGGGGAGGGGAGAUGGCCUGACCUCUGGCACCACCAGCCUCUGCGGUCUCUGGAAACCGCCCUGGACACCAGGCCCGGCUGCUGCCGCUCGUUUACAUUCAUGCUCAGCAAAGGAGGGAGAUUCAGGUGCCGGCGUUUCACAGCGACCCGCCCAGCCUUGCUGCUUAUUCUGCACAGAGACAGUGUGUGGAGGGGGAGGCCCCCAUGGCAAGUGCUGCCAUCCUCUGGUCCCAGAGCUCAGACCCAGGGCCUUAAAGGCAUGUACUCUACCCGCUGAGCCACCUCCUGGCCCCAAAAGGGUAAUUAGAAUAAUAUUUUACUUUUAUUUUUUUAAAAUAUAUUUUAUUUAUCAAUGAGACGGAUAGGAAGAGAGAGAGAAAGAACCAGACAUCAGUCUGGUACAUGUGCUGCACAUGUGCUGCUGAGGAUUGAACUCAGGAUUUCAUGCUAAAGUGUCCAAUGCUUUAUCCAUUGCGCCACCUCCUGGACCACUCUUUCCUUAC
Messenger RNA from Erinaceus europaeus (western European hedgehog), 1628 nucleotides. RefSeq names its product FLYWCH family member 2 (gene FLYWCH2). NCBI's taxonomy places the organism in Eukaryota, Metazoa, Chordata, Mammalia, Eulipotyphla, Erinaceidae. The record is from RefSeq and is a predicted model, not a curated record. The transcript has 3 exons. The coding region runs from base 253 to 705 and encodes 150 amino acids.